AUGGCAAUCUUCCCCCUUCCCCCCGGCCUCGCCGCCCGCCUCAACAUCCCGCCAACCUACCAAACCGCGACCGAAGACACCGCACCACCCGCUUACAUCGCGCCCCUGAACCGCAUCUCCACCUUCCGCCCCGAAUCAAUCCCGCUCCCCCCGUCACCCGCACCAGCACCAUCAACGCAACAAAUCCCACCCCCGGAAUACUCCCCCUCGGUCUACUCGCAACAACGCCUCUCGCACCACCUACCCGACCCGGACCCCGCCGCCCUGGGCUUCCCCAGCUCGCCCCGACGGCCGUCCGCGGGCAAAGUGGAGCAGCAGCAUGCGGGCCACUUCAAGGAGAGCUGGACGGAUCUUUCGAUGCGGGUGGAUCUGGAAGCUGGUCGGGAGGGGGCGAAGGGGGAGCCUGGGAAGAGAAGGAUUCAGAUUCGAGUAGGAUCGCUUGCCUCCGACAUCUGCGUCGGACGUUUUGAAAACCAGAUCGUUGGUUCCUCCCCUCGGUAG
Letharia lupina is the source of this 501-nucleotide messenger RNA. RefSeq lists its product as uncharacterized. The record is from RefSeq and is a predicted model, not a curated record. Lineage: Eukaryota; Fungi; Ascomycota; Lecanoromycetes; Lecanorales; Parmeliaceae. Bases 1 to 501 code for a protein of 166 amino acids. The transcript is spliced from 2 exons.